Carassius auratus (goldfish) is the source of this 4743-nucleotide messenger RNA. RefSeq lists its product as uncharacterized. Gene Ontology annotation, biological process: regulation of transcription by RNA polymerase II. The coding region runs from base 406 to 2862 and encodes 818 amino acids. Gene Ontology annotation, cellular component: nucleus. The transcript is spliced from 10 exons. NCBI's taxonomy places the organism in Eukaryota, Metazoa, Chordata, Actinopteri, Cypriniformes, Cyprinidae. Gene Ontology annotation, molecular function: NAD binding; transcription coregulator binding; DNA-binding transcription factor binding. The record is from RefSeq and is a predicted model, not a curated record.
GAAGGCUGAAAGCAUCCAGAAUUCUGCUGGUGGACAGAUGUAAAGUGUGUUUCCCUGCUGUUAAACGUUUGUGGAGCGGUUGUGUUGUCCUAUUCCUCUUCUGUCUGACUUGCUUAUGUUUCCAAUGCUGAAUAAUUUAAGGUUUACCUGCCACUAAUGCAAAAAAAAAAAAGCGUGGGCUAGAGAUCAGGUGAGAUGCGACCUCCCUCCGUUACACCUUCACAGCGAAACAUGAGGAGUGAAAUCAAACACCUGCUUCACAACCGUCCUCUCUUCUUUCCUCUCCCGUGCAUGCAUUCACUAAACAUGAGGCUCUCGUUCUGUAGUGCACGAGCAUUUGCACUCGAUUUCUGUCGCUAAUGGGCUGCUUCCUCUGAAACAAACAGCAGUUUCUGCAGGAGCUUCAUGGCUGUUCGUGGCACCGCUCCUUCUUCAGAUUACUUCUCUUUUGAUAUCUCCCAGCCACCUGAAGAUCUACAGGGCUUUUAUAAAGGAAGCCAGCACAUGCUGAGCAGAUCAGGCUCGCAUUAUGGCCUGUCGGGAGGAGUCAGGAACGCUUGGGAUAAUAGAGCGACUACACCUGGUCCUCCUCCUCCUCCUCCUCCCUCGGCUCAUGAGAUCAGCCGCUUGUACAGGGAUUCUCUAUCCAUCAGGAUGAUCCCAGACAGCCAGCGUGUUCACAGUAGAGCCGCUUCGCCGGCUUGCAUCAGCGUUGAAUCCAGAUUUCCUGCAGAACUCUCCGUGUACAGCGACGCCAACGGCCUUCCUCUGGACUCCGGAUCCACCUGUAUAGUAGUGGAGCCGACAGCUUCAGUCAUGGAUGGGACUCUUCCUCGAGGGAACCCUGCGUACGGCUCUGUACCAACCCAAAGGAUGCCUUACGACCCUGCUUACGAUCCAGGCGCCGCUCACCACGACCCCAAGAGAACCGUGGAUCCCAGUUUCCUGUCUCUCCUGCGCUCCGAGGGUCUGUCGGAAAGCACUAUAACUCUUCUCCUACAGCAAGGGUUUGAUUCUACCUCCAUGCUUGCUAUGAUGGAAGACAACGACGUCCGCUCCGUCGCUCCCAAUUUGGGCCAAGCACGAGUGCUUUCUCGAGUGGUUCUCAAUUGCAAGACGGGGGCAGCCGGUGCGGGUUUGCGAGGUCGUUCUAACAGCUUCAGCCAUCGCAAUGAUCUCUACAUGCAGUCUCAGACGGUGGACGGAAACCUGAAUCAACAGCCUCCCAGCGCCCUGCAGUCCGUCUCUCCGAGAAUGGGAGAGUUUCUCGGUCGGCGGCCGAACAGCGCUCCAUCUCAGCAUCUCCUUGAAACCACCUCAUACCCCGGGGCUCGCUCGACUGGAGGUCUUCCGGUCAGUCCGGGGGGCUACGACUCUCAAACACGACCUUUGUUCAACGCCCACACCGGCCUAGCCAUGUCCGCUCAACAGCAACCCACGACUACUCCAGGAGUGCCACCCAAGACCUUCUCCACUACAUACAGCCCUAUGGAGCUGAUGAAGCGCCCUCCGCACCUUCCUCCUCUCUCUCCUCAUCACAGCCCUCAGUUAAUGCACAAGGGAGCAGCGCCUGUGGAGAGCUCCAUCCUUCCAGCAUCUUCAUCUCUACAGCUUCAGUCCCAGAACCCUAACAACAAACAAACCCGGAGAACCGGACCGCCGGUCAUUGUAUCCACCAUGGCUUCACCGGACACAAGUAUCAGGCCUCAGAUGAGUGUGAACGGCCCGAUGCAUCCUCGUCCUCUGGUGGCUCUGCUGGACGGUCGGGACUGUACUGUGGAGAUGCCCAUCCUCAAAGAUCUGGCCACCGUAGCCUUCUGUGACGCCCAGACCACUCAGGAGAUCCACGAGAAGGUGUUAAACGAGGCGAUCGGAGCUCUGAUGUAUCACAGCAUCACACUGACACGAGAAGAUCUGGAGAAGUUUAAAGCGCUCAGGAUCAUCAUCCGCAUGGGCAGCGGAUACGACAACAUCGACAUUAAAGCAGCCGGAGAGCUGGGGAUCGCGGUGUGUAACAUCCCGUCGGCGGCGGUGGAGGAGACGGCCGACUCGACGCUGUGUCACGUGUUGAAUCUGUACCGCAGGAACACGUGGCUGUACCAGGCUCUGCGGGAGGGCACACGUGUUCAGAGCGUGGAGCAGAUCCGGGAAGUGGCUUCAGGAGCCGCACGCAUCCGCGGAGAAACACUGGGACUCAUCGGCUUCGGUCGUUCGGGGCAGGCCGUGGCCGUCAGGGCUAAAGUGUUUGGCUUUAACGUGAUCUUCUACGACCCGUACCUUCAGGACGGUCUGGAGCGCUCGCUGGGUGUUCAGCGUGUUUACACUCUGCAGGAUCUGCUCUAUCAGAGCGACUGCGUCUCGCUGCACUGCAACCUGAACGAACACAACCAUCACCUCAUCAACGACUUCACCAUCAAACAGAUGCGUCAGGGGGCGUUCCUGGUGAACACGGCUCGAGGAGGUCUGGUGGAUGAGAAGGCUCUGGCUCAGGCGCUGAAGGAGGGCCGGAUACGAGGAGCAGCUCUCGACGUCCACGAAACCGAACCCUUCAGUUUUGCGCAGGGUCCUCUGAAAGAUGCUCCUAACCUGAUCUGUACGCCGCACACAGCCUGGUACAGCGAGCAGGCGUCUCUGGAGAUGAGAGAAGCAGCCGCUACAGAGAUUCGCAGAGCCAUCACAGGCCGGAUUCCUGACAGUCUGAGGAACUGUGUCAAUAAGGAGUUCUUUGUGUCAUCGGGUUCCUGGGGUCUGAUGGAGCAGCAGGUUCAUCCUGCGCUUAACGGCGCCACAUACAGCCAAGUCAACCAAUCCCUGCAGGCCAUCACGACUGGCUCCGCCCCCCAAGACAAAAUCAAUGCCUAAAGCAGAGCAGGUUCCCGUCAGGUCUGGCCUGAGUGGCAGCGGGUUUGGAGGGUCUGGUUCUGGUGACCCACUCACUGACCGCCAUAAACCACCCGUCCCAGACGCCAUCCCCAAACCAGCCCUCCAAUCACGGAGAGAGCAGCAAUAGCACACCCAACUAUUUCCUUUUUCCCGUUCUGGAGGAAGUGGAUGUUUUUGGUGUCUCCUCCACGGAAACACAGCACACUGAAUGGAGUUUGUUAGUUUGAUGUGUUUCUUCCCUCCGAUUCUCAUCUCUGUGAAUCCUUUAGAUAAAUCAGGUGAGGCCCGAAGCCACUCCCACUCAGCCAUCCAUCACGAUGAUUGACAGCUCAGCACUCUGCUCUGAUUGGCCAGCGUUCUCAGACUUCAGCCAAGGAAUGAAACACCAAAUGAUUUCUUUCUCUCGUGUGUUUUGUUUGACUAAAGAACAGUUCAAAUACACUUCUGUUUCUUUCUCGUACCAGAAGAUGACGUUUAGAUGGAGUUUCAUGUUUUAUAUUCAAUGAGUUUUUGGUUUUCACUUCAUUCCACUAUAUGACUCAGGAAAAUCUCACCUCCAUAAUUAUUUUUCCCACCAAAUCUUGUCCAUAUUUUCUCAUAUCUGCGUUGCAGUUUGGCUGGUGUUAGUACUUUUAUACAGCGAGGUGUCUCGAGAUCGUUAGGUUUGUGUGGUUUAGGUGAGUGUCCUGUCCUUGGUUUGUUCUUCUGAAGGUGUUUGUUUCUCAGAAAGCGAGAUGUGAUGCAGAAGCGGGAGGUUGUUUGUUUUAUUGUGAGUAUUUGUAUUCGUUUCUUUGUAGCAUCAGUGCAGAUCAAAUAAAACAUGCAGGUUCAGAACUCUUUCUCUGUUUUAUGGAUAUUGCAGUAAUGGAUUAUGACUCUUUAUAACACUGUUCAUUGCCCAACAGAUUUUACAAUUGUCCACUAUGCUUUACAUUUUUUAGAAUUAAUUCUAAGCUAUACAGUAAACUUCAUUACUGAUUAUGCACUGAAUACCAUUUAACUUUUUGUAUUUCUAAUACAGACAUUACACAUUUAGAAAUGCGUAACUGUCUGUGCUUUGCAAGUGCACUAGUGUUCUUUUCCAAACACAACUAAAUGUGCUGAAUCAUGUGUGCAUUGCUUUUUAUUAUUUGUUUAUUAUUACAUAUUGCAUAACUGUGACUCAUUCAGAAUCAACUCGACAGCCUUCAGUCCAAACCUCAGCACACACACACACACACACACACACACUGACCAGCAUCAGUGCCACAAAUUAAACACACUUUUAGAGGUUUCAGAGUCUGACUCAUAGCAAACAAAACUGUUAUAUCCUUGGUGAACAUAACAGCAUUCAGGCUUGGAAUGAAGUGAAGUUUUUAAGGCAACAGUUCACCCAAAACACACAUCGUAGAAACGCAAUACUGUGCUUUAUUUCUUUAACAUAACACUGAAUGGUACAUCUCACCCACACACACUGCGUUUUAGCUAUGCAUGAGCACAGACAGAAGUGCUGAAUGUUACAGGUGCAAUAAUAGAUUAUAAUAAUACUGUUUAUACAACUAAACAAAACUGAAUUCCAAUAAAACAUCUCAAAGGGUUUGCAUAAGGAGCUGGUGAGCUCAGUCAUGGCUUUUCUAUUCCAUUUGUGGCUUUUAGAAUCAAAUCACAGUUGAGAUUAUUUGUACCGCGCUCAGAAAUGAAACAUAGAGCUGCUCUCAGUAACAGACUGAUCUCAAAUCAGCAAGAGCAGCACAAGCACAAUCCAGAAAACUAGACGCAGAAGUGCAAUAAUCAUCACACAAACAGUCUUUGGCUUAAUAAUACAGGUUAUAAAAGACACAAGGUUAAAAAUGAGUGAGAACUUUUUUUUUUUUUUUUUUU